AUGACUACCCCUAGUGUCCUCGCUUUUGACGCUGAGGGUCGGGCCAUCGACUUUGAGGUCUGGGUAGACGACCUGCAGCUGUUCUUACGGUGCGAUAGGGCAGACGACCUCUCUCUCUUUGACCUCACCUCUGGCGCUUCCCCUGCCCCUGCUGCUGAUGCUGACGCCACUGUUCGCUCCCAGUGGGCCACGCGCGACGCUGCUGCAUGUCUUGCUGUGCGUCGCCACCUCCCUACCUCCGAGCGUGAGCUUUUUAGUCAGUACAAGAGUGCUCAGACCUUGGGUGUUCCCCCUCCCCCCUGCUGCCCUCUGUUGCCUAUGCUGCUACGGCCGACCUCCUUGGUCUUGAGUCGGUCGGUGCGGCAUCUGCCCCUAGCGGGAGACGCCGCCCUGGCAAGGGCAAGGGGGGCAAGGGAGCAGGAGGAGCGGGCAGUGGAGGUGGAGGUGGAGGCGGUGGGGGUAGUGGGGGUGGCGGUGGGAGUGGAGGUGCGGGUGGGGGGGUCAAUGGCGGCGGUGGAGGCGGAGGCGGCGGCGGCGGUGGCGGUGGGAGCGGAGGUGGCGGAGGAGGCGGCGGUGGAGGCGGCGGUGGAGGCGGCGGUGGAGGCGGCGGCAGUAGCGGAGGCGGCGGAGGCGGUGGGGGUGGCGGUGGAGCUGGUCGCGGGCCUUCGCAGAGGAGUCGCUCCGCGGGGUGGGGGUUUUGGUCCGUGCACCUACGUCUUGCGCACCGGCGACCGUGCGAGUGAGCAGUGUGGGGGUCCGCACCCCACCCAGCGCUGCUUUGGCCGCCUGACGGACGCGUGGCGUCACCAGUUCCCAGAGGCCUCAGAGAUUCCUUGCUGGGGCGAGCUGUCUAGGGCGGGUGUUGCCAUCUUUGAUCUUGACUUUGAUGCUAUUCUAUCUGCCAUGUAUGCUGUGUCUCAUAGUGAUGAGGGUGACUGCUACCGCUGUUUCCCGCCCGAUCCGGGCAUUGAGGCUGCUGCCCUAGGUGCUUGCGACGCUGCUGCUCUAGGUGCUAGUGUGUCUGCGUCCUCAGGUACUGGUGAGUCUGCGCUCUCAGGUACUACGUCGGCUUUGGCCUCCCUCACCUUCACUCUUGACUCUGGGGCGUCUCGCUCCUUCUUUCGGGACCGCACCACACUCACGCCGCUUAGUCGGCCGGUUGCGGUGUCUCUGGCUGACCCCUCCGGGGGUCCUGUACUGUCUCGCUUCUCCACAGUCCUCCCGUGUCCGGCGGCUCCCUCUGGCACCCUGUCUGGUCUCUACCUCCCCUCGUUCUCGACGAACCUGGUGAGUGGUGCUGACCUACAGGAUGGGGGAGUACACCAGUUCACUCCUGCGCGUCAGCGGGGACGCCAGCGGGCUGCCCCCCACUCCUCCCAGUUUCCUCCGACAGAGGCCCCGUUGCAGACGCUUCACAUGGACGUGUGGGGCCCGGCCCGCGUCCGUGGACAGGGUCACGAGCGCUACUUCCUGCUCGUUGUUGACGACUACUCGCGUUACACCACGGUCUUCCCCUUGCGCAGCAAGGGUGAUGUCACUGAGGUGCUGAUCGACUGGAUCCGCGCGGCUCGUCUCCAGCUCAGGCGGAGCUUUGGCUCGGACUUCCCUAUUCUGCGUCUGCACUCGGACAGAGGCGGAGAGUUUUCCUCUGGCCUACUGCGAGCCUACUGUCGCGCAAGAGGCAUCCGUCAGACCUUCACGCUUCCGGACUCACCGCAGCAAAAUGGGAUUGCUGAGCGCCGCAUUGGCAUGGUCAUGGACGUCGCUCGUACGUCUAUGAUGCAUGCGGCUGCCCCCCAUUUUCUGUGGCCGUUUGCGGUCAGGUACGCGGCGCAUCAGAUCAACCUCCACCCCAGGGUCUCCAGGUCGGAGACCUCCCCAGCCUUACUGUGGACGGGGAAGGUUGGCGAUGCGUCGGCGUUCCGGGUCUGGGGAUCACGGGCGUUUAUCCGCGACUUGUCUGCGGACAAGCUGUCCCCUCGUGCUGCUCCUUGCGUCUUCCUUGGGCUCCCCCCUGACGCGCCUGGGUGGCAGUUCUACCACCCCACCUCUCGACGUGUUCUGUCCUCCCAGGCCGUCACGUUUGACGAGUCGGUCCCCUACUACCGCCUCUUCCCCUACCGCACUCCGUCCCUCCCCCCACCCCCGCUCUUCCUUGUACCAGGUCCCCCCCAGGUAGACUCCCUCCCCCCUCAGGGUCCUGCCCCUUCAGGUGUGUCCCAGGUAGAUGCAGUCGAGCCUGUCGAGGUCACUGGUGACUCUGGUGGUGCUAGGGGUGCUGAGCCUGGGGGUGCUCGACCUGGGGGUGCGGAGUCUGGGGGUGCUGAGCCUGGGGGUACUGCGUCUGGGGGUGCUGAGCCUGGGGGUACUGAGCCUGGGGGUGCUGAGCUUGGGGGUGCUGAGCUUGGGGGUGCUACGCCUGGGGGUGCUGAGCUUGGGGGUGCUACGCCUGGGGGUGCUGGGAGUGGAGGUGCUCCGCCUGGAGGUUCUCCGGGUGCUUCUUCUCGCCGGGAGCCACUCUCUCCACAGGAGCUGCACGAGUGGUUUGCCCGGCGCUGGCGCCGUACUGCUGGUGCUGGAGGUUCUUCGGCUGCUGAGGGUGCUGCGGUCGCGGCUGGUGCUGCUGAGGGUGUUGGCGCUGAGACUACCGCUGGCGGUCCUACUGGGGGUGCUCCUGGUGCUGCUGGAGGUGCUGCUGGAGCGGGUGCUCCUGCUGAUGGUACUGGUGCUGUACCUGCUGCUUCUGGCGUCAUCACGCGGCCUCGUCCGUACUUUGUUCCACUCCUGCAGCAGGUUCUUGGUCUUCCACCUUCUACUGGUCCUCCUCCUCCCUUAGAGUGUCCACAGCCUGUCCCGUCACAGUCACAGCUACAGCCUGCCUCCCCUCUGCCUGCUCCUUCUCCCUACGCUGGUCCUACUGGAGGUCUUACUGAGCGUCGUGAGCCUACGUCUCGUCCUGCGUCGGCUGUUAGAGCUGCUCGCGCUAGUGGUCGCGGUUCGCGCCAGCGUCCUCCUCCUGUCCCUGGCACGCACCGGAUGUCUCUGCGUCCGUCUACUGCUCCUCUGCGUGCCCCUUUGCCUUCCCCUCCUGAGUCCUCUCUUCCUGCACUUGCCGACCACGUCCUUGAGGACAAGCAGGAGGAGUUCCAGUGUUUGGCAGCUGCUUCACCUCAUCUCGUGUCCGUACUGCUUACCCCUGAGGGAGACCCGGAUGCACUUGACAUCCCGACUCCGCGCUCUUACGCGGAGGCGAUAGAGGGUCCCUACUCCUCUCAGUGGCAGGCAGCUAUGGAUGCAGAGAUGGCUUCCUGGAAGUCCACAGGCACCUACGUUGACGCUGUCCCCCCUCCUGGGGCGAACAUCGUCAGUGGCAUGUGGAUCUUCAGGGUGAAGCGGCCGCCGGGUUCUCCGCCAAUCUUCAAGGCGCGUUACGUGGCUCGUGGCUUCAGUCAGCGGCAGGGAGUUGACUACUUUCAGACCUUCUCCCCCACCCCGAAGAUGACCACUCUUCGGGUGCUGCUGCACAUUGCUGCUCACCGUGACUACGAGCUCCACUCUCUCGACUUCAGCACAGCUUUCUUGCAGGGCAGCCUGCACGAGGAGAUCUGGCUGCGCCGCCUAUCUGGCUUCACUGGGUCUUUCCCUCUUGGUACCCAGUGGAGUCUCCGGCGUCCAGUCUACGGUCUCCGCCAGGCGCCACGUGAGUGGCACGACACACUGAGGACUACGCUUGCGGCUCUUGGGUUUGCUCCUUCUACUGCCGACCCGUCGCUGUUUCUGCGCACCGACACCUCUCUGCCGCCGUUCUACAUCCUCGUGUACGUCGAAGACUUGGUCUUUGCCACACCUGACACUGCUGGACUCGCCUACGUGAAGUCCGAGCUGCAGAAGCGACACACGUGCACAGACCUGGGUGAACUGCGCAGCUACCUUGGCUUGCAGAUCACCCGGGACAGAGCACGCCGCACCAUUACCCUGACUCAGUCACACAUGGUGCAGCAGGUCCUUCAGCGCUUUGGCUUCACGUACUCCUCGCCUCAGUCCACUCCUCUGCCUACUCGCCACUCACUCUCAGCUCUGCCUUCGGAUGAGUCCGUAGAGUCGAGUGGCCCGUAUCCAGAGCUUGUUGGCUGCCUCAUGUACCUGAUGACCUGCACACGACCUGACCUUGCAUACCCUCUUAGCAUUCUUGCACGCUAUGUUGCUCCUGGGAGACACCGACCAGAGCACAUGGCUGCAGCGAAGAGGGUGUUGCGCUACUUGUGCAGUACGUCAGGCAUGGGGCUAGUGCUUGGAGGGCAGAGUUCAGUGGUCCUCACUGGGCACGCAGACGCUUCUUGGGCUGACGACCAGGCUACGCAGCGGUCAUCACAGGGUUACACCUUCAGCCUUGGUUCCGGCUCUCUUUCGUGGCGGGCUACCCGCUCGUCUUCUGUUCUCGACUCCAGUUGUGAGGCUGAGAUCUACGCCGGGGCUAUGGCUGCCCACGAGCUUCGCUGGCUCACCUACCUGCAGACCGACCUUGGAGAGCCGCCUCGUUCUCCUCCAGUCCUGUACGUAGACAACAAGGCCAUGCUGGCCUUGUGUCGAGAGCAGCGACUGGAGCACAGGACAAAGCACAUUGCUCUCCGUUACUUUCUUGCUCGUGAGCUACAGCAGCGUGGAUAG
Molecule: messenger RNA, 4668 nt
Organism: Closterium sp. NIES-65
Lineage: Eukaryota; Viridiplantae; Streptophyta; Zygnematophyceae; Desmidiales; Closteriaceae
Source: the annotation of a GenBank genome assembly